Messenger RNA from Ambispora gerdemannii, 993 nucleotides. The record is from the annotation of a GenBank genome assembly. Lineage: Eukaryota; Fungi; Glomeromycota; Glomeromycetes; Archaeosporales; Ambisporaceae.
AUGGUCAACCGUCAGGCACUACAAUUGACCUCACUCCCAACCGAGAUUCUCUUUCUCGUUGUCUUUUCCAUCGACAAUGCCAAAGACUUACGCUCCCUUGCCUCCACCAACCAUUACUUUCGUGACCUUGCCGGUCCACACACCGUAACCGCACAACUAUGGUUCACAAAGGUAAGUCGAGACAUAGCCCCAGAGGACCUCCUACGAACCGCCAACGAGUGGGGCUUCCCACUAACAACCGACUACGCGAAAAAUCUCAUAAUGGUGAACGCGCCGAGCGAACCUUCUUACUUAUGUGCAGAACCACCUGGUCCGCGACGAGCACUUCAACGAAUAGAACGCGUCCUGCACGUGGUUGAAAGGUUCGGGCUGUUUCUACAAAAUACGCUCGCAGUCAAUUAUUAUUAUCCACAUGAUUGGGAUGCGUAUCAACGUGUUGCGGAUGAAGUGGAACAGUAUUUGGAGGAUUUGGGCUGGGUGCAAUUUUAUCGUGGGCAAAUGCAUCGUGGGAUCGAUUCGAUGAUUGUGUCGACUGUUGAAACGGAUAUCGAGUUUGAGGCAGUUGCGUUUGAGGCUUUUGCGAAAAAAUUGAGAGAGGAAAUUGCGGUGAUGUCUACAAUUACAGUUGCUAGUCCGAAAAAGUCUAGUAAUAGUAGUGGUAAUAGGCAAGAUGAUGUUGACAACAGCAGUAACAAUAAUGAACUUUUUGCAUCUGAAGCAAGCGAAGAAAUUUAUUUGAAAUGGACAAGUCUUAUACAAGAUCAAUUGAAUUUCUUCUCGAUGGAACAAUACAUAAUGGAUAAAUUUAAACCACCUUCGAAAUGGCAACUAGCUGAAUAUUUAACGGCAGUUGUUGCCGGGUUAGCAGAACGAGGGGACAAUGAUAAUGUUAGGUCGACUAACGUUGCCUCUCGAGGAGAUAGGUCGAUUAACGUUGCCUCUCGAGGAGAUAGGUCUACCAACGUUGCCCCUGCCAAUGGUGGAACAAUAUAA